AUGAGCGGAAAGGAGAAACCUCAGUGGGAGCAGAUAAGCGCCGCCAAGCGCAAGGCGCUGCUCGCGUCUCUUGAGGGUUUAAUACCGGACCCUGACAUCCUCCCUCCGGACUCCCAACUCGAUGUAACAAGCUUCCCGGCCAGCUCAGGAUGGUUCAAGGAACGGGAGUUGGAGAUCACGGCGGCCAGUGCAUCAUUGAUCUUGACCAAUAUCAAGGGCAGAACAUGGAGUGCGGAGGAGGUUACCAGGGCCUUCUGUAAGAGGGCGGGCCUAGCGCAUGUACUGGUCAAUUGUCUAUCCGAGACGCUCUUCGACGAAGCUAUCGCUACUGCCAAAUCCCUCGACUCCCAUCUCAAUUCGACCGGUGAGACCGUCGGUCCUCUCCAUGGCCUCCCAAUCUCCCUGAAGGACAACUUCAACAUCAUAGGCAAAGACUCCACAGUUGGCUUCGUGUCCUGGGUCAACGAUCCGGCCAAGUACAACAGCAACAUCGUAGACCUACUUCGCGAUGCCGGAGCCGUGCUCUACGUCAAGACGAAUGUCCCCACCGCCAUGAUGAUUCCCGAGACGGUCAACAACGUGUUCGGCCGCACAGUCAAUCCGUUGAACCGCAGCCUCACUUCUGGCGGAAGCUCGGGCGGUGAGUCAGCCCUCGUAGCAUUCGGCGGCAGCCCGUUGGGUGUUGGCACGGAUAUUGGAGGCUCUCUGCGCAUACCUGCAGCAUGUACGGGCAUCUUCACUCUGCGGCCUUCCUUUGGCCGUUUCCCAACGCUACGAGCACGCACCGGGUUGGCGGGACAGGAGGCUGUCAACAGCGUCAACGGGCCCAUGGGCCGGACUCUGGAAGACAUCGUGCUCCUUUCCAAGGUCAUAGUCAACAGUGAGCCAUGGCAUAAAGACCCGAAGUGUCUGCCGAUACCCUGGCAUCCCGUCGAAGCUAAGACGAAGCUGAAGCUGGGCGUGCUGUGGGAUGAUGGCAUGGCCAAACCUACGCCACCCGUCCAGCGAGCGCUCAAAGAGACGGUAGAGAAGCUCAAGAAGGCCGGACAUGACAUCGUAGACUGGGCACCAGACGGCCAUGCACAAGCACUAGGGAUCCUCGGCCGCAUGUUCGUAGCCGACGGCGGCAAGAGCAUAAGGAAGAUACUAGAACCGGUGAACGAACCGUGGAGGCCGGAGAUGGAGUACUAUACAAAGGCACAGGAGCUGGGAGUCUAUGACAUGUGGCAGCUGCAGCUCGAGCGGAGCGAGCUGUGCAAGCAGUACCUGGACCGAUGGCACGCUUGCGAUGGACUAGAUGCCAUUCUUGCACCAACCACACCGUAUGCGAGCGUUGAGAACGGGAAAUUCAAGCACGUUGGGUACACUGGGGUUUAUAACAUCUUAGACUACUCGGCGGUGUCGUUUCCCUGCGGAGUUACUGCGGAUAAGGAUCUCGAUCAGUCAACUGGGGAGGAGCCUCUUGGUGACAUGGACGCUGAAGUACAAAACAACUAUGACGCAGCCAACGUUCAUGGUAUGCCGGUGAGCCUGCAGCUUAUCGCGAAGAGGUUGGAGGAAGAGAAGGUCCUCUCAAUGACGGAAACGAUCCUCAAGGCCCUGUAA
Coniosporium apollinis CBS 100218 is the source of this 1605-nucleotide messenger RNA. RefSeq lists its product as uncharacterized. The coding region runs from base 1 to 1605 and encodes 534 amino acids. The transcript is spliced from 3 exons. Lineage: Eukaryota; Fungi; Ascomycota; Dothideomycetes. The record is from RefSeq and is a predicted model, not a curated record.